This is a messenger RNA of Acanthoscelides obtectus, 3570 nucleotides long. The record is from the annotation of a GenBank genome assembly. Lineage: Eukaryota; Metazoa; Arthropoda; Insecta; Coleoptera; Chrysomelidae.
AUGGCCGACCCGGCAAAGAAGAGGAACAACCCCGCCACUUCGAGAGGAGGAGAGAGCCACACACGUGGUGCGAAGGCACCGCGUUUAGCCACCCGCGAUGGCCCUACCGAAGGUAGGGGCGGAAAACCUAGAAGUCCGCCAGCGGGUGGCAACAAGACUGCCAGCGGCCCUCUAGCUGCUGGAACUAGUAAGGCAGGCCCAAGUAACCUAUCCCCAAAAACAGGAGCCAGUGAUGCGGCCAACCUGGGGCCUGCCAAACAGACAAGAUACAAUUGUGAGGACUGCGGGAAGGCGUUCUACACCAAGAAUGGACUUACAAGACACAGACCCGCGUGUGGCACCGUAGAGCGGACCAAAUGCCAGUACUGCGGGUCGGAGUUUUCAUCUUUUACUGGCGUGCGACUGCAUGAGCACAGGGCACACGCCGCUGCAGUAAAUGACGAGAAGAGGGAGAGGCUGAAAAGGCCGGAAUCUGAACUGAUGCAGAUAAUGGCGAGAAUAGAAGCUGCCACUAUAAAGGGGCAACCCUUUAUAGACAGGAUGGUUUCAGAUACCGGCCUUACUCGCGACCAAGUGCGGCACAGAAGAAACAAACCCGUUUACAAGGAGUACCUCUGUGCCGCCAAAGAGAUCCAAACAAACAAUCUCCCUUUCCCUCGGCCUGUGCCCUCGGCUGGUGCAGCGCGCGCCAGUGCCCAUGUGGAAACUCCUAACAUCGAGGGUGAAUCAGUCCACACUGAGACAACUGCGGAGCAAUCUCCGCAGGAUAUUACCAACAAAGAGGACAGCGAAGACGACGGAGACGGUAAGACACCUAGAGCACAUAUUGUUGUUACACCAAUUUUGCAGAACGGCGGUACGAAGCGACAACGUAAUGAGUCGAUGUCGCCUCUCAUGCAGCCGACGCCUAGAAGGGCGCGAUGCGAUCACGACCUCACUCCCCCCCAUGCACAGCCCAAGACCCAGGUUACUGUCAACCACCAGCUGCGCAGCUAUCUCGUCACUGAGCGGGAGGCUGCGGCAGCUGACGGCCUGGGUCAUGUUGUGGAGCUGUGCAAUGCGGGUCUCGAGCUAGCCAACGUGCAGCUGGGCCCCUAUAUCGAUGACUGGAUUAAAAAGCACUUUCCAGAACAGCGGGGUGGUAAGAAGGGGGAGAAGAAGGGGAACAAACCCCCUCAGAGAAACUACGCCCAAAUAACAACAGGGCGGGGUCCUAGGGCAGAAGGUUUCAAAAAAGCCCAGGACCUCUUCAACAAAAACCGUAGCUCUCUAGCGGAGAAAAUUAUUUCUGGAACUCCGCUAGACGAGAAGGAAGUUACUCCCCCUAUUGACGAGGUCGAACGGUUGUAUCGCGGCAUCUUGGAGUCGCCUGCGCGAGAGGUGACAGACGUUCAUAACAAACCGCUGACGGAGGACACGAAAACGUUCCUGCCCUUCAGGCAGGACGAGAUUGAAAAUGCCAAAACGUCUUGGGGCAACUCGGCGCCUGGCGCCGACGGAAUUACAGUGUCCUCCGUGAAACGGGCCAACAACAGGGUGCUGUCCGUACUAUUCUCUAUUAUUUUGAUACGGAAUGUGCACCCUGUUUGCUUCCGCCGUUCGCGCACUACUAUUAUUUAUAAAAAUGGUCAACGGUGUGACCCGGCCAACUGGCGCCCACUCACUAUCGGGAGUGCCCUCCAGAGGCUGAUGCACAGGGCGAUGGCUAACCGCAUACGGGAAGUCAUCGCCCUGAGCACCAGCCAACGCGGCUUCACUGCGGUGGAUGGCACUCUCGCCAAUUGUAUGGUCCUUCAGGCCUACAUUAGGAACAGGGUGGGCGCCGGAAAAGGGUACUGCGUCGUCUCACUCGACGUCCGUAAAGCCUUCGACACUGUUGGACAUGGGAGUGUUGUUGGGGCGUUACGGAGAUUCGGAAUAGACGAGGGCUCCAUCAGAUACAUAUUGUCGACCUUGACCACCUCGGAGACCGCCAUCAAAGUGGGUGGCGAGCAGACGGGGAGCAUUCAGAUUAGGCGCGGGGUCAAGCAAGGGGAUCCACUUAGCCCACUGCUAUUCAACAUGGUAAUUGAUGAGCUGCUGAGCCGGCUUAACGACGGGAACAGGGGAGGCACGAUCCUUCCUGGAGUGAAGGUCAGCGCUAUGGCGUUCGCUGACGACAUCAUUUUGCUGGAGGACGAGGAAGUUAAUCUUCCUCUGACGCUCAGCGAAGUGGUGGAGUUCGCGGGAGCCAGGGGCAUGGUUCUGAACCCCGGGAAGUGCUCGGCCAUGGUGGUAGGAUCGGUGAAAGGGUCGCUAGUCCCAAGGAAAGAAUAUGGGCUAAAGAUCGACGGGCGCCGUGUGGCCAUGGUGACGGAAGUUAACAGCUUUCGCUACCUGGGCCACGAUGCGUCUGUCGGUGGGAUAUUGAGGCCCUCACUCACCAACCUACCAUCGUGGCUGUCUAACCUGAAAAGGUCCCCGUUAAAGCCCGAUCAGAAGCUCAUAAUAAUCAAAAAUUAUAUAAUCCCCAAGCUCUUCUACGGCCUCCAAACGCCGAGGGUAACUGGUGCAAGCCUUCGGUCAGUGGAUCGCCUCAUAAAGGGAAGCGUUAAGGCGGUUUUGCACCUUUCUGUGCAUACGCCCGACGCCGCCCUUUAUGCGGCGAUCCGCGAUGGGGGUCUGGGGAUCCAGCAACUAAGGCUGAAUGUUCCGCGGGUGUUUCUCAACAGACUCGUAAAACUGCUCGAUCUCAACGAAGAUCGGGCGCUGAUGGCGGCGCUGCAGAGUGACUGCACGCGCGAGCUCAUGCACAGGUUGGAGGGCCUAGCGGGCGAGGUCCCUGCUGUCCAGCUAUGGCGAGAGCGGCUGGCGACAUCCCCGAUAUUAUCGGGGAUGGAAAACUCCUCAGACGAUACAGCCAGCCGCUCUUGGCUUCAGGAGAAGCCUAAGGGCUGGACAGGUAGGGACUUCGUUCGCGCGGUCCAACUACGUACUAACAAUCUGCCAACCGCUGGCACAAUGUACGCCUCUGCGGCGAGCAAGAUGUGCCGUGCAGGAUGUUCGCGGGUGGAAUCUCUCUGCCACGUCCUCCAACAGUGCCCCAGCACCCACUGGGAACGCAUUAGGCGACAUAACGAGGUGGCAAAGAAGGUCGCGAGGCACUGCCGAACCAAGGGAUGGACCACUCUGGAGGAGCCCUACGUUCGCCACAGGGACGGGACUCUUUUCAAGCCAGACAUGGCUAUCAUGAAGGGAGACCGCGUCGUUGUGGCGGACGUGGGGGUCAACUGGGAGGGUAACAUCCCUCUACAUCAAAUAUAUAACAAUAAAAAGGCGGUGUAUGACAACGCCAAGUUCCUCGAGGCUGCUCGAGAGUUAUGGCCGAACAAACCAAUUGAAGUUCACGCCAUAAUUCUUGGGGCUCGGGGAAUUUGGCCUCGAUGUAAUGAGGAGGCUUCGUCUGUUCUUUCUCUCGGUGCGCCCCUUCGUCGCUCCUGUGUACAAUCGGUGCUGAAGUGGGGCGGCAGCAUACAUGCCGCCUUCGGGCGCCGGGUGUGGCGGCGCCGUACUCCGGCCGCAGUGCGCUAG